Messenger RNA from Protopterus annectens (West African lungfish), 14195 nucleotides. RefSeq names its product microtubule associated serine/threonine kinase 2 (gene MAST2). Gene Ontology annotation, biological process: peptidyl-serine phosphorylation; intracellular signal transduction. Gene Ontology annotation, cellular component: microtubule cytoskeleton. The coding region runs from base 1041 to 6671 and encodes 1876 amino acids. Gene Ontology annotation, molecular function: ATP binding; microtubule binding; magnesium ion binding. NCBI's taxonomy places the organism in Eukaryota, Metazoa, Chordata, Ceratodontiformes, Protopteridae. The transcript is spliced from 28 exons. The record is from RefSeq and is a predicted model, not a curated record.
AGCUUUUAUAGCACGUGCAGCAGCCUUUUCUGUACUGAGAGAGCUAGCCAUAGGCAGGAAGAGAGGUUAUCAGUGAGCUGCUUUAGAAAGCAGGCAGUCGUCUCACUCCUGAUUUUGUUGUGAUAAAUAAGCAUUGCUUAUAACAAAUGGACAAUGCUGAAUAUGCAGCUAAAUCUGAAAUGCUGUUCUUUGUCUUCAGUUCAUGAUGGAGUAAAGUAGCUUACCAACGUUACAAGGAAACUGAGGAAAAAACAAAACAAGAUCCUUCACUCAGCUCGUUCAGAUUGCUGAAUAUGGUUCUAUGGCUCUUCAGAUGCUUUUAAUAACCUCAUCUACAUCUGACACAAAGAUGAUGUAGCACAAAAGAGAGCAACCUGGACUGUUUUUCACUGUAGGAGUGCAAGCCUUGUUUGUUCAGUCAUUUGUGCAGUAGGGUUGAUUAUUAUUUAUUUAUUUUUUUAAGCAAAGAGCUGUCACCCGUUCUGGUUAACCAGACCCUGAUUCAUAAUGCAAAACUAUAUCCUUCAGUGCCUGUAGCAUGCAUUCAAUACAGCAAGAUGAGUGUGGAAUAAAGCUACUGUAACACGGAAGUAGAAACUCAUCUCAGAAAAAUAGAGUUUGCAGCCAUUUUAUGAAUUUUCAAGCUGGGAUUAAUACUGAUGCCCUUUUUAUCUUAAGAGGAAACUAUGAUUUUGCUAUAAAUAAUCAAGUUUUUUUUUCUUGGUGUUAUUGUCAAACCUGUCUCCAGGUGCUGUCAGGUAUUCUGACAAUGGCUGUGUCUGUGGUGGACCCAAGAACCGCUGGUCUUCACUUAUGGCAUUAGUGGCAAACAGAAGUUGUCUUUUUCUUGUUCUGAAGGGGUGACAGGAGUGCAGUUUAAAUAAUGAAUGAACUGCAUAGCCUGGCACAGGCUUGCAGUAGGUAUUUACAAGGUUGAAGCAUUAUUUUACAGUAACUGGAACAUUGUUUAAUGGAACUGUUGUAGACCUAGUUUAAUGACACCUUUUCCAGUACCACACCCAUAAAUACAUUAAAAAAAAAUGGAUGACUCCAGUAUAUUACGGAGGAGAGGACUGCAGAAAGAGUUGAGUCUUCCCAGAAGAGGAAGUUUUUGUCGCACCAGUAACAGGAAGAGUUUGAUAGUGACAUCAAGUACUUCUCCAACCUUACCAAGACCUCAUUCACCCCUCCAUGGACACACAGGCAGCAGUCCACUAGAUAGUCCCCGGAACUUCUCUCCAAAUGCUGCAGCUCAUUUUUCAUUUGUUCCUGCUCGAAGCCAUGGCCACAGAGCAGACAGGACGGAUGGACGUCGCUGGUCCCUGGCUUCUCUGCCGUCAUCUGGCUAUGGCACCAACACACCAAGUUCUACAGUAUCAUCAUCGUGUUCCUCGCAGGAGAAGCUACACCAGCUUCCCUUCCAGCCCACUGCUGAUGAACUCCACUUCUUGACCAAACAUUUCAGCACAGAAAGCAUAACUGACGAAGAAGGACGACGCUCUCCCGCCAUGCGUCCACGGUCACGCAGUCUCAGCCCUGGCCGAGCUCCUAUCUCCUUUGAUAAUGAGAUUGUAAUGAUGAAUCAUGUCUACAAAGAACGAUUUCCUAAGGCAACGGCUCAGAUGGAAGAACGCCUGGCAGAAUUUAUUGCUUGCAAUGCCCCUGAGAAUGUACUGCCUCUAGCAGAUGGAGUCCUAAGUUUCAUCCACCAUCAAGUGAUUGAACUAGCCAGAGACUGUCUUGACAAAUCCCGAGAAGGUCUCAUCACUUCAAGAUACUUCUGUGAGCUUCAGGAUAAUCUGGAGAAGCUCCUACAGGAUGCCCAUGAACGAUCUGAGAGCUCAGAGGUGACUUUUGUCACACAGCUGGUACGGAAACUGAUGAUUGUCAUUGCACGACCAGCCCGGUUGCUAGAGUGCCUGGAGUUUGAUCCGGAGGAGUUCUACCACCUAUUAGAAGCAGCUGAAGGCCAUGCAAAGGAAGGGCAAGGAAUCAAGUCGGAUAUUCCCCGCUACAUCAUUAGUCAGCUUGGCCUUACAAGGGAUCCCCUGGAGGAAAUGGCCCACCUGAGCAGUUACGAUAGUGGUAGUGCGGAUACACCUGAGACAGAUGAUUCAUCUGAGAGCCGUGGAGCUUCAGUACAGCCAAAGAAAGCGCCUUCUGAGGAGGACUUUGAAAACAUCAAACUUAUCAGUAAUGGAGCCUAUGGAGCUGUUUAUUUAGUGAGACAUAAGGAGACUCGUCAGCGCUUUGCCAUGAAAAAAAUUAACAAACACAACCUGAUUCUAAGGAACCAGAUCCAGCAGGCCUUUGUGGAGAGAGAUAUCCUUACUUUUGCUGAAAAUCCAUUUGUUGUUAGUAUGUUCUGCUCUUUUGAUACUAAACGUCAUCUCUGCAUGGUCAUGGAAUAUGUAGAAGGAGGAGAUUGUGCAACCUUAUUAAAGAAUAUCGGUGCCCUGCCUGUUGAUAUGGCUCGGAUGUAUUUUGCUGAAACUGUUCUAGCUCUGGACUACCUCCAUAAUUAUGGAAUUGUUCAUCGGGACCUCAAACCUGACAAUCUGCUGAUUACAUCAAUGGGUCACAUUAAACUGACUGACUUUGGCCUUUCUAAGAUUGGAUUAAUGAGCCUUACCACCAACCUUUAUGAAGGUCACAUUGAGAAAGACACCAGAGAAUUCUUGGACAAGCAGGUUUGUGGUACCCCAGAAUACAUUGCCCCUGAAGUGAUCUUACGACAAGGCUAUGGAAAACCUGUUGACUGGUGGGCCAUGGGAAUAAUUCUGUAUGAGUUCCUUGUUGGCUGCGUUCCAUUUUUUGGUGACACACCUGAAGAGCUUUUUGGUCAAGUCAUUAGUGAUGAAAUUACUUGGCCUGAUGGGGAUGAUGCUUUGCCAGCAGAUGCCCAAGAUCUAAUCGACAAACUACUAAAUCAAAAUCCACUUGAACGACUGGGCACAGCUGGUGUAUAUGAAGUGAAGCAGCAUCCAUUUUUUAAAAACCUGGAUUGGAAUGGAUUACUUCGACAAAAGGCAGAGUUUGUUCCACAGCUGGAAUGUGAGGAGGACACAAGCUACUUUGACACCCGUUCAGAGCGCUACCAUCAUGCAGACUCAGAUGAAGAAUAUGAUACCAAUGAUGAUGAAUGCAUGGAAAUCAGAAAGUUUUCUUCCUGUUCUCCCCGCUUCAGUAAGGUUUAUAGCAGCAUGGAGCAUCUUACCCUAAAUGAUGAAAAGAAAACACCACCUCCAACCAAGCGCAGUUUAAGUGAAGAAAAAGAGGACAGACUGGAUAACGUCAUCGGACUGAAAACCCGUGAACGCAGCUGGACAACUGGAUCUCCUGAACUCUUCCGUAAGCGUCUUUCCGUGUCGGAAUCCUCCCACACAGAAAGUGACUCUAGUCCCCCAUUAACAGCUCGCCGCCGGUGUUCUGGGCUUGGAGAGAUGCCUCGAUUUGCUAUCUCUGCAGAGGAGGAGAGGACUACACCAAUGAAGCAGCAACACCCUCUGCAGCCUGCAACAUCAGUGAGCACUCCUCAGGAUACUUCAUCCCUGGCCGUCACUCAGCAAACGGUGGCACAGGAACUGAAGUUAGAUGGAGAGUUAGGGCCAGCUACCCCAGCAUCUGCAGCUAGCAACAUCAGCAGCUCAACAUUGACAGCUGGAAGCACCACAGACCCCACUGACCGUCGCUUUUGCAGCAAUAAUACCACAGAGGGUUCCGAUUUUACCACUCCUAAGGCCAUCAGUGACCUCGUAGUGCGCCGGGCACGACAUCGCCUACUUUCUGGGGACUCUGCAGAGAAACGCACUUCAAGACCUAUCAAUAAAGUGAUCAAGUCAGCCUCUGCCACAGCACUCUCUCUCAUGAUUCCAUCUGAUCAUGCUAGUUCUCCACUUGCCAGUCCAAUGUCACCACAUUCUCUUUCCUCCAAUCCAUCUUCUCGCGACUCUUCUCCCAGCAGAGAUUUCUUUCCUACUGUCACAAACUUGAAGCCUCCAAUUACUAUUCACAGAGCAGGAAAGAAAUACGGUUUCACCCUUCGAGCGAUCCGAGUCUAUAUGGGUGACAGUGAUGUGUAUUCUGUGCAUCACAUGGUCUGGCACGUGGAGGAAGAUGGUCCUGCUCAUGAGGCAGGUCUGCAAGAAGGUGAUCUAAUAACGCAUGUUAAUGGAGAACCAGUCCAUGGCUUGGUGCACACAGAGGUGGUAGAACUCAUCUUAAAGAGUGGGAAUAAGGUUUCCAUUUCAACAACUCCAUUUGAGAAUACUUCCAUCAAAAUUGGACCAGCUCGCAGAUCCAGCUACAAGUCCAAAAUGGCUCGAAGGAGUAAGAAAAGCAAAAGUAAAGAUGGGCAAGAAAGUAAGAAGAAGAAUUCACUCUUCAGGAAAAUCACAAAACAAGCAUCCUUGCUACAUACCAGCCGGAGUUUGUCUUCUUUAAACCGUUCUCUCUCAUCUGGUGAAAGCGUCCCUGGCUCACCAACUCACAAUCUUUCCCCACGCUCUCCGACUCAAGGCUACAGAUCUACCCCUGACUCAGCACAUUCAGCUGGAGGAAAUUCUUCACAGAGUAGCUCUCCAAGUUCCAGUGUUCCUAACUCUCCAGCCACGUCUGCCCACAUCAGACCAAGUUCAUUGCAUGGGCUAGCACCAAAGCUUCAACGACAGUACAGGUCUCCCAGACGCAGAUCAGCAGGCAAUAUUCCUCUUUCACCAUUGGCACGCACUCCAUCACCAACACCACAGUCCACAUCCCCUCAACGGUCACCGUCUCCUCUCCAAGGACAUUCUGCUGCAAGUUCCAGCACUGCACAUUCAUUUCCAGUUAAGCUGCACUCUUCUCCUCCUCUCAUGAGACAGAUUUCUAGGCCCAAAAGUGCUGAACCUCCAAGAUCCCCACUGCUAAAAAGAGUGCAGUCCGCUGAGAAGCUGGCUGCAACUCUUUCUUCAGAAAAGAAACUUGCCUCUUCACGCAAGCAUAGCCUUGAAAUCCCCCACUCUGACUUUAAAAAAGAGUUGUUACAGAGGGAUCCUAGUUUACAGAGUUUACAUGAAUCUGGAAGUGAAGCUAGUGGAGGGAAAGUGGGGUUAGCAGAAAAAGGAACUCUACAGAAGCCUUCAUCUAGAAAACUGGGUUCAGUUAGACACGACAGAGUAGAAAGAAGGGAAUCGCUGCAAAAGCAGGAGGCAAUCCGUGAGGUAGAUUCAUCAGAAGAUGAAACUGAUGAAGGAUCAGAAGACAGCCAGGAUGGGAGAAGGUUGGAUAGCUCCUCUUUUACAGAACAGCAUGUUGCUGGUUCCUGUACUGAUGAUCAUCACAUUUCUUCUAGGUCUGAAUGCAAAGAUUCAAUAGAAAAUGAUGCAUUUGGGGCUGCAGUAGUGUGCAGAAAUACAGGAAGUGCCUCCCAAACCACAACCCAGAUGCCUGUUACCACUCUAGAAAGACAGGAUAAAACUGAUAAAAAAGUGUUAGACAUGCCAGAAGCUCCUUGUCUGCUGAAUCCACCUCUGGCUAUGUCAGCUAAUUUACAAAAUCUUGCCCGAGAUGAUGCUAGCAAACCAGCAGAGAGUCAAGACUUCACAGAGAAGAAAGAAAAAGUAUCUCCUGUGCCUCAUGAUAUUCCAGAAAAAUCUGGCACUAUUGCAGACUUCAGUCUUCAGAAACAUCAGGAAAUAGGUAGAGACAUUAAAUCACCGGUCAACAGGGUCUCUCCAGGUGUUGAGAUGAACACUCUCCCUAUCAGUCAAAGUGAUGGUAAGAAAUCAGCAAAUUACACUCAACAGACAGACUUUGUUCUGCACUCUUCUGCACUUUCUUCAGGUGGCACUGCCAAUGCACUAUCAAUGCUGCCUUUCUGCUCCUCCCCACAGAAAGGAGAACGAGUAAAUAGGGUUAGUGAGCAUAUGUUUACAGAACAUAAAGCGCAAAAUAAACUUAACUUUAAAGAACCAUGUAGGAGCACUGAAUUACCUUUCAAGACCAAUAUAUGCCAGCAAGAAUCACCCCUCGAAUCCACUUCGAGGAAGAAAACUCCCCAGGAUGCAAAAGAUGCCUUGAAGAGCAAACGAGAAAUAGAAAGUAAAACCUCAUCUCCCGGUAGUUUAUCGUCUGCUUCAAACAAUGUUCAUAAAACUCUUUUAGUAUCUCAGCUAGCUGCAGUAGCCAAAAGCGUGCUUGGGCCAGUAAAACUGAGUGUCCCUCUAUCUAAGGAGACUUCAGAAAAGGGAAAAGAGCAUCACACAGAGGAGUUUAUCAGCACAAAGGGUCAACUUGUAAAGAAACAAAAGCAAGAUAUCCUGAAAGAUAAAACAGCAUUCAGAGCAGAUCAGGCUAUCCAGGACCUUCAUAAAGCAGCUACAUUUACACACACUUAUGGAUCUUCUAGUGACCCAUUGAAACCAACAAGUUCUUGGGAGGUCAGUCACCUGCCACCAGCAAGAAGUGAGCCAGAUCUUUGGUCCUUCAAGGUGAGAGAUACCUUCAGAAAUGCCCAGUCAUCUCCACCAAUAGAAACAUCACACUGCACUAUAAAACAGACCAAAGUAUCAGAAUGUGGUCAUAGUCAGCAGAAGGACAUGACAUGUGGAGAAAGAGAGACAACUGGCCAAAAGAAAGGACAGGGUUUUCAUGCAGCAGAGGUGUGUGACAGUGCUGCUAAGAAAACAUAGCAGCAUUAGGACACGACUAGAAGGGACUUUUUUUGUAGUCAAAAAAACGCAUGCUCAGAAUUCUCAUAUACACUAAUACUGAAAUAUGCUUAUGUUCAUAAGAUUUAUCAUCUUUCUUCCCCUUUGUGUUACUAUGAGUUUGAGCUUCACAACAUGGUCCUUCAUUAUACUUGUAAACAUUGGUCAAUAUUUCUUUCUUUGAAAUUUUCAAUAGGGUAUCUUUAUAACUGGGCUGGAAUAUUUUUAUUGUUUCCUCUUGAGAUUUAAUUGCAUACUCUUACUGGGAACAUUUUAAGCCACUGUUUCUUUCAUAAAUGCUUUCAGGUGUUUCCUUUUGUUUAUGUUCUCUCAUGUGUGGUAAACCAUACCAGUAGUUGAACUGUUGGUACUAGUAAGCUAGCUGGUGAAAACCAGUGAGAUGAGUAAGGCACUGACUUCUUACAGAAAGACAAAAUGAUACUUCCUAGAUUUCUUUGGAUUGUAAGUGUUAAUGCUCUCAAUGAAACGCGUUCCAGUUCUUCUUUAAUAAAGAGCUUGCUAUUAGUGUUUAAUGUUGCAUGCAUAAGUGAGGGACCAAGCCGUAGAAUCAGCUGUAGGGUUUGUUCAAGUCUGAAAAUGAUGAAAUCUUAAUUUAACAUUCACGGAGUCAGGCUCACAUAUGCAACAUAAACUUUACCUCUGGAAUAGACAGGCAGAAUGGAAGUUAAAUGUGGGUGUUAAUUUAAUGACAUUCAGCGACCUGCAAUAUACUUUGCAGUAGCAUUUUGUUUUCAGUGAUUAAUAAAACUCAUUUUGUAAGGAUGUAAGAAGUCACUGACAGGCUCCACAACUAACAGCUAUCAUGUAGCACAAAACUUUUGCAUAGUACUAUUUUUUUAAAAGGCAUUUUAAAAUUAGAACCCCCCCCCCUCUCAUCUUCAUCCUUGAACAGAAUCCAGCCCACAGGUAUGUUAUGUACACUCCAACAAUCAGGUACUUGAGUUUGCCACUUCCUUCUACUCAUGCAGUAGUCUGUUUGGAUUUCUGGAGAAUGAGUCCUCUCGUAACACUGAAAGUCUGAACUUGUCAAACCUUUUGUGGCUUUUCCUGAGAUAAGACAGCCCAGGUUCUGUAACCUCUGAGCCCUGCUUGUAUUUUUUGCCCUUUAUGUAUCCCACUGUCCCAUACUUUAAGAUGCUCAUCCUUGUGGGCCCCCAGUGCCACAUCUACCUCACUUCCUUUCAGAAUCUGCAGAUAAAAUGUUACUGUAGUCCAGCUUCUCAGAUGUCAUCCAUCCCAUUACAGAAUACUUUUGUUCUAUUCUGGGAUGAUUACAGAUGGCUUCUUCAGGGCCAGGUGUAGACUGUAUUGUAGCAAGUAGUCACUAAAACCGUUUUUUUUUUUUUUUUUACAACUGUGUGACUUAGUAAAGCGGCUGGUAAUAUUUCAGCUACCUGGUGUGCCUUCCAUCAUUUUGAACGCUUGCUUUUAAAGAACUGCCUUGAGUCAUUUCCUGUUUGUUUGAUCCUGGUACAAAACUUCAGAAAUGUGCCCUGUAUCUUAGUUUCUUGGAGACAAUAUUCACACAUAUUUGUUGAAGUACAUACCUUUUUAAAAAAUUUUCAUUAAAGAACUACACGACUUCUGUUUAAUGCACACAUAAGAUCAUCUAAGUGGGUUUCAUCCUGCAAAUUACUUUACUAAGAACUACAUAAGUAGAUGUUUUAAUGUUUAUUCAUGAGUUUGAUGGUCUACUUGUUCUGUCCAGUCAUUAAAAAACAGUCAUGCUUCAUUGAUUUUUCAGCACCAAGAAGUGUAACUCGAACAACUAUAAAAACAGAUUUUUUUACUACAGUGGAGAAAAGUAUUAAAAAAAAACAAUGUAUUGAACCAUUGGUUGCACAAUACGGUAAGGUUUUGCACAAAAGUCACUCUCACACAAAUACCGCAGCCAAGUUGUAGGUAUGUCGUAUGACCUCAGUUACAUUGAUCUGUUACAUCAAGAUAUGUGUUCAGUACAUUGACACUAAUUUGCUGCUUUGGAGUUACAGCUGAACAUUUCACAGUUAAUUUGUUUAUGUCAGUAAAAGGUAUAUACCAGCCUUCAGAGACUAGGAUUAGUACCCACUGCAAUUAAUACAUUUACCAAAUUUUGCAAACCAUGUACAUAAAUUCCUAUGUGUAAUGUCAUUCAUUGUGUAUAGUAUAAUAAUGUGGGAAAAACACUGCCUAUACUGUGUAGCAAGUGAGAUAAAAAAAUACCACCUGUAACCUGGUUUCCCUUAUUUGCUGUUGACAGAUUACUAUGCUCUUGAUACAAGGUCUCAAAAAAAAGUUCUUUUGUCUAUAUUACACUUGGGAAAACUAAUGUAGUAUAGACGUGGCAGUACAGAGAUCCAUACUGGUGGUACAGAUGGGCUUGCCCCCCAAAAAAAUAUUUAUCACCUUAUUAAUACUUAUCAUAUAUUGACAUAUGACGACUUCUGUUUCAUUGUAAGUAUGCAUUUCACAUAACUAUUUUUGCAUUUUAUUCAACAUUUAUUAUUGACAGCUUUCUGAGAAUUGGGAUCUGUGUGUUAUUUUAGGACUGAGUAGUGUGUGUGUGUGUGUGUGUGUGUGUGUGUGUGUGUGUGUGUGUGUGUGUGUGUGUGUGUGUGUGUGUGUAUGGCGAUCGUCUCUACUGAUCACUUAGGAGAUAGUGUACUACAGUGCUAAAUGGUACAGAAAUGCACUGCCGGUGUGAAUCCCCUUCACCAUCUAGUUGUGUAUUUUGUACCUUUGCCAGAACAAGUCAGUUGACUUCCUUUGAUCACUAUUCCCCCCAAAGUAUUAGGGCGACACUGAUCACUAUUCCCUCCAAAGUAUUAGGGCGACACAUCUACGUCUUCACAUUGCAGACAACAUCCCUGUCAGCUUAACAAACCGUAGCUGCUGAAGGAGUGUAAGGUGUAUGAUUUUAGAGAUGAUGAAGUCCUUGUGUUUGUCAUUUCUCUUAAUCUACUGAUAUUCUUUUCUAGGAUGCUGUAUACAAGUAUUGCAGUGAGUUUUUAUGUACUUUUGUGGGGGAGGUGUGCAGUUUGGGUUUUUAAACUAAUUGCAAAGGGCUAGAUGAAGAAAACCAACCUCCUAAAAACUGCUAAGCUGAGCUUUAAGAUGCAGAAAAAUUCUAGUAUUUCACUCUCAUAUAGGCAUCUGAUUGCAUGACCCAUUAAGAAUCCAAAUAAAAGAAUACCUCACCUGCCCAUGUAACAAAAGGUAUGUUAAUGCACCAUUGCAGAGUAGAAAUUCACAAGUGAUUUUAACGUAUUGAGGAUAGGUCAGCAGUGACUUGUAGAGUUUGCUGUGAAGCACUUGCAAAGAUUAAUUGUGUAUGUAGGAGAUGGAGAUAUGUCUGGCUUUAAAAUAACAAGUACCUAGGGUAAAGACCUGAGCAAUUUUCUACAGGAUUGAGUGACUCUUAUGCCUUCUAUAGAAAAAUGUAAAAGUACGGUAAGUCCUCCAACCUGAGAGGAAAAUAGUGGUGACGUUUCUAAUUUGAGAAAGUAAGAUGGUACCAGAAAAGAGAAACCUAGUGCUUAUCAACAUGGGCUUUUUCGACUUGCUCUUCCAUAGUAUGACAGGUACUUUAGUUAGUCACACAGUGCAGAAAUUAUGUCUGGCAAUAAAACUUCAAAUCUUACAUGAUUCAGUCUGGAUCAUGAAGAUGUUGAGUCUAAAGGUGCAGGGAGAUGGCUGCCUGUGUUACUAGUACUACUUGGACAUGGAAUAGUACUAGUGUUAAAGUGGAUGGGCAUGGAUAGUAAAGCUGUUGAGUACACAACCUUCAUAUUUCUUUUAUGUAACUAGGCUGCCUGGCAACCACAGUAGUCAGUAUUCAUAACUGUGAUAAUUAGAAAGAAUUAAAAAAUAUAUUUGUUGUCUGUAUUGUCUCCUACCCUUCAUGGAUGAGUGACACUCUUAGAGCCAUAAUAUGCUACUAGACUUUGUGGAAAUCUAGACUUUUCUGCAGGAUAUGUCUCCUAUUAUCAUGUCCAAAGCCAUGUACAGCUCCAACAGUGGUAUCAUUGUCUUGUUUGAAAGGCAUGAGUUUUCAGUCAUUCAUUUCUGCUGUCAUAACAGCAUGUUGUUAAAAUAAAUUUAAGUUACCUGGGCCUGAAAUAUCAAAUAUGGUUGUCUGUUUAGUAUAAGCUUUAUACAUAGAAGGUUUAAUAGUAGUAUUUCUUAUUUGGCCCUUUAAUACUAAAAGCUUCAUUUGACUUUUUAUUACAUUUCUUGCUGACUUCAAAAACAUGUUACUUUUCAGAGGAAGAGUGAGUAAUUACCAGAAUUCUUUGAAAUGUGGAUGAAUGCCUUUUCUCCUUGAUAGGUGUAGUAAGACAGCAUAGUACAAAAUGUUUACUUGCAGGUUCAUGGAUACCUUGCACAUUGUGGAGGUAACAUGAGGUACAUUUGGCUUUUCUACAGUGAGAUACAUGUAAUGAAAAUGCAGUCUGUUUGCAGCACAGAGUAGUUUUUCCUUGUGUGUUUUAUGUUUUAUAACAGUUUCUUCUGAUACAGUGGUGCACUUAUUACUACUACUCCCAAACUCCAGAGGCUACUACAUCUCCAAUUAACCCUGCUGCAUAAUCAUGUAACUCAGAUGAACAUGUAGCAUCAGGCUAAAUGAUGGACAGCCACAGUCAUGGCCCCUUUAACUUAGGUGCCUGCCUUAAACAAAAUGUUACAGUCCUGUGAAAGGUAGUCUAGCCACAGUGGAAGAUUCGUCUUCCUGGUUAUUCUGUAAAGAAACAAAGGGAUGCAUGGACACAUUGCAGCAAAUAUGUAAAGCAGGCAGAGGCAUUAAACCAAUGUUGGUAGAAAGUCAGGUGGAUAUAAAAGAUUCCACAGCACAUACUGUAAAGAGUAGGAGAAGAGAGCAUAGACGGACAAAGCUGUGACAAUGGUGCAGGCAGCCAGAGUUUGAAUAGUGGAUCAUGUGGCUGUUGCUGGCUCACAGUGCUAGAGGGGGGAGAGAUGGCUGUGGCUUGCCACAAGGGUGAAGCCUAACAUGAGCAUUAAGGGUUUACUAAUGGAGUUUGUGUGCUGACUGUAUACUGUAAUGGUGCAUUUGCACCAGAUGGCUGUGGGAGCUCUGCAUGUAGAGGCAUGAUUAACACUGGGAGGGAAUGAUAGCAGACCUCAGAUGAGCUGUGGAGGAAGGAGGGGGUGCUGUUCAGGAGAGGGGUUAGAUCUCCGCCAACAGGAGAAGCAAGCUGACCUGCUUCCUACCGCCUGACUUUCACCAGGGAGUGCAGGGUGAAUCUGGAUUCCCAGAUAGGAACAAAUAGGGCAUAGGUCUCUCAACUAGUCCAGGAAUUCCAUUCCCCUCUUCCAGAACAAAUGGGCUGAUGGGAGCCAGUAGUGGAGCCAUUAAAUCAGAUAGGCUCAUGUGGGGGGGGGGGGGGGAGAAAAGAAAGGCAUAGAACUUCCCCAGGGGCUUGGCCAACACUUUUGUAGUUAACAUGAAUACCACCUUGAGUGUCUCCUGAAAAUAAGCUAAUGGCAUAGUGGGACUAAACCAGUCCAAAAAAAAAAAAGAUAAAUAAAAUAGCCUUAUGCCCAUGAAAGAGUGAGAGUUUAUGCUCAUUACACUUACUGAUAGCUGGAUAUAUGUGGUGGGGAUCACAUAAUACACAGGGGGGAAAAAGGCAUACAUGUAUAAGUAUACAUUUAAGUGCCCAGCAAAAGAUGAUUUCAGAUGUCGAAGCACAGGGAACACAAAAAAUGUGUGUGUGCCUGUUUUAACUGUUGUACAUACAACUCAUUCCUCUCCAGCAGAAGUUAUUUCUUUAGUGAAAUGCAUAUUAAAACCUUAGUUACGUUUCAGCAUAAAAUGGAAAGAGAAAGGUUGCUCUUAUUCGAAAAUGUAUAUUUUACCAUGUAUUUUCUUACUGACGAGUGUACCACUUUCACUAAAGAGAAUAUUUGAACAACAGACACAAAAUGCUUUUUUAGAAUUUAAAAAUCACUAAAAUGCAAAGCACUGGGGGAUGGAUAAGCAUAACAAACAUUUUAAGACAAACUAGCUAAGAAUUUAUCCUUUUAAAAUAACUGUUACAGCAGCAGUAUCUGUUAGUUUACAGCGAUAGUGAGUACCUUGCUAAUCUGCGUACAUCAGUCCUUAGUCAUGUUUAGAUCAGAUUGUGUAUAUUAUUUUGUAACUGCCUUUUUAAAUACAACUUAAAAGUUUACACUUCUGGAAAAAUGUGUGUGCUGUUUUAAUUACCUUCUGAAUGUGCUGUAAUCUGAUUGUAGCUAUGUUAGGCUGACACUGCUUCUUGCAAAUAGCACUAGUAUUCUGCUAAAUUCUGUCAACUGUCAUCAACAAUGUCUUCUGACUUACUAAGUUUCUGUGUUUUAACUAAUGAACGAAGUCAAAACGUUGUAAAUCUGUAUAUUGAUGUUCUUGGAAAGAGAUAUUUCAAAAUUUAGUUACCAUUACAUACUGCUGCUUGAAACGUUAGAAGAGAUUAAGGCUUUUUUCCCCACUUAAGUUUGGUGGUAUUGAGUAGUGCUCAAUUCCUUUGUUUACACUGUUGUAUUAACAGAGGUUUCUAAAUGUAUUUUAUACUCUAUGUCAAUCAUAAUGUUCCAGUGUGUGUGUUUGGGAGUGGGGGUGGGGGUUCUUAAUGCUUGCCUGUUUCUGUUUUUUUAUACUGUAUUUACAUUUUCAGCGAUGCAUAGAGAUUGUGUAGUACACCUAUUAGCUAAAUGUCACUGUCCCUUGUCGAAAAUAUUUUUUUCUCAUUUUUGUGCUUUAUGAACCAUGUGCAGAAUUUCAGAUUACAGUGUGGUAUUUAUUCAGGGGCAGAUGACAAAAGCUAGGGUCAUAUGCUGACAUCUUUUUUUCAUUCAUGAUUUAAGUUGACUGCCUGCUCACAAUGUAAAGUAGGUGCUCCUCAUGUGUGUAAUAUCUUGCAACACUGUUCUUGAAGGUGCUGUUAUGUAGCCAUUACUACAGGGGAACUUCUCUGAGUAACUUCUCAUUGGUACUUGCAUAUUACUUUACUGAAAGUAAUAGCAUAUAAUGCAAUCAGCCUUGAUUCUGUAUUGUGAAUAAAUCUAAAUCAGGCAUGAAAAACAGAAUGUCAUUGUAAACUGUUGGCAUACCCUGGAAAUAGCAUGGUCUUGUAAUCAGACUAUGUCAGCUGAUAUUAUAAAUAUUAUUUUAUAGUAUAUGCAGUGCACUGUAUGAACCAAAUUUUUGUUUUAUACAGAUAAAUGUAUGUCAGAAGAGAACUUCAUACUUUUUGUAAUAUAAGUUUUUUUUUUUCUGUUAUAAACUGUUUUACAAAUCUCAAACCCACUUUAUUGUUUUGCAUUCAUUGCAUUUUUUUUCUAAAUUUGUCAUGUUCAGAACAGCUUGCAUUUUGUGUAGUCACCUGCUUUUAUGCUGUAAUGCAGUGAAUGUUUAUACGUGCAGAGUUACUGUUUUGUUUGCACAAAAUUCCAUGCUGCAUUCAGUUUUGUAAAGGCUGUAUUGCUUAAAUACAAUCUAAAAUAGUU